Molecule: messenger RNA, 1482 nt
Organism: Megalopta genalis
Lineage: Eukaryota; Metazoa; Arthropoda; Insecta; Hymenoptera; Halictidae
Product: ataxin-3
Biological process (GO): protein deubiquitination
Cellular component (GO): nucleus
Molecular function (GO): cysteine-type deubiquitinase activity
Source: RefSeq, a predicted model, not a curated record
CUUUAUGUAUUUCUGGUUAUAACCAAAAAAUAUUUUUGUGGGUGACGUUUAGUCAUAGCAAUCUUUUAAGCUUGUUCAACGCAUAACAACUUAAUUAUCCCUUAUUUAAUGUCUGUAUAUUUCACAUACUACGUUCGACAAAUACUGAUACAAUGGAAACAAUAUUCCAUGAAAAGCAAGAAGGCUAUUUAUGCGCACAACAUUGCUUAAACGCACUUUUACAAGGACCAUAUUUUAAUGCAGUAGAUCUUGCCAGUUUUGGUCACGAAUUGGAUAAAGAGGAAAGAAUGAGAAUGGCAGAGUCAGGUGUUGACAGUGAAGAUUAUAGGCUCUUUUUAGAGCAACCAUCAGGGAAUAUGGAUGAUAGUGGAUACUUUUCAGUUCAAGUUAUUAGCAGAGCAUUGAAAGUUUUGGAGUUAGAGCUAGUCCCAUAUAAUAGUACUGAAUCAGCAGCUUUAAUGGCACGGAAAGAUCCUUCACAGAUGAAAGCAUAUAUUUGUAACUAUAAAGGACAUUGGUUUACUAUAAGAAAAAUUGGAAAACAAUGGUUUAAUUUGAAUUCUAUGCUAAGUGGACCACAACUCAUAUCAGAUACCUAUCUUGCAAUGUAUUUAACUCAGUUAAUACAAGACGGUUAUUCUAUUUUUAUCAUUAUUGGUACACUUCCUCAAUGUGCUGCAGACGAUGUUCUUAUGAAAAAUCCAGUAGUAGUUGCACCAAAAAUAAAAACACCUUUAAAAACAGACUCAAAAGGUUAUCGUCUGGGUGUUAGAGAAGAAGACGAACUGUUAAAAACUGCACUUGCAUGGGGAGAAGUGAAAAUACCAAAUACUUCUAAUAUAUUGAGAAUUCCAAGUACUACAGAUUCAACUAUAUAUAACAAACCAUCAACAUCUAAGGAAGAAGUGUCAGAGAAUAAACCACGAGAAAGGAUAAUUCCUAUAAAAGUCGAAGGUAGAGAAGAAAAUGACGACGAUGAUAAUACAGAGUUACAAAGGGCAUUGCAAUUAAGUUUAGAAAAUACUAAGAAGGAUGAUAUUGAUGAAUCUGUUAAAUUGAGAUUAGAUCUUCACAAUGAUAAUAAAGCAACUCAUACAUUAAACAUAACUGAUGACACAGACGAAGACGAUGAUUUACGAAGAGCUCUUCAACUAAGCUUAGAAUGUGUCACCGCUCCACCAACACCAGAUCCAGAAGAUUUGCGUUGGCGUCGAUUAAAUUAUUUUGGUGUAUAUUCAAGGUCAUCUAGUGCAGAAACAUCCCAAAAAUUAAACACUUAAUAAUAUGUGCAAAUUUUGUUUAAUGUUAUCAUUAUUAUUAUUAUUAUUAUUAUUAUUAUUAUUCUAUUACUAUCACUAUCAUUAUUAUUAUUAAAGCAAAUUUUAUUUGUAAAUUAUAAAUAACUAAUUACUUUGUAUACUAUCAACAAUAAAGACCUGGAAAAUGAAUGUAAAAAUAAAGAUCAUGUGUAUGUUGAAACUA